AUGAAUUUCUCAGGUCUCUUGUUAUACUUGCUUUCGAUUUCUGUCUCCCUGCUGCAUGUGCAUGCCUUGUCAAUAGCCAGAAGCCCAAUCCGCCACGCCUCCCUCAUCCAGGACCUACACUUUUCUCAAAGUCCCAAAAGCCUUGACGCCUCCUCAAAUUUCCAAGUCGAAUUCACUAUAUCAAAAGAACAACAGAGGAUCCAACUAAACCUGCAGCCAAGCCGCAACGUCAUCUCACGUCUCACAGACGUUCGACAUGUUGGACCCGACGGGACUAGCGGCUUGUCAAACACGAUCAUAGGACGAGGCUCGCCGCUCCUGUACAAGGGAGACGCCUUUAUUUCCGAUGUUGAGAAGCAGACAUGGAGGAAAGUAGGCUGGUCCCGGAUUAUGGUUCGUUCUCGGAACGGCCGAUAUCUGCUUGAAGGUGUCUUUAACCUUGACGGCGAUUACCACCACAUCUCGCCCAGCUCGAACCUCCGCAAUAAGCAGUUCAAACUGGACGGCAAAUUACCUGCGACGGACGCUCCGUACAUGGUGGUCUGGAAAGAGUCGGAUAAUGUCGAGCAGGACGGAGGCAUCUUUCAACGAUCGUUGUCCAACGCAUCGAUAUGUGGCACUCAGAGUUUGGACCGUCGUUCGUUUUCUCUGGAUCUGGAUGACCGAGACCAAAAACGAGACACGCCACGUUAUGGAUUCGUCGAGCGUGUGCGUCGACAAAACGGAAUUGGCCAGAUCGACCCGGUGGACGUUAUUGGACAGACGAGCGGGUGUCCAUCGACAAGACGAGUGGCCAUGAUAGGAGUCGCCACGGACUGUUCAUACACGGCCGAGUUUGACUCGCUUGAAGAUGCUCGAGAGAACAUCAUCUCACAAAUCAACAUCGCCUCGCAGGUAUACGAAGACGCCUUCAACAUCUCCCUGGCUAUCCGCAACCUGACCAUCAGCGACUCCUCCUGUCCAUCGACAGGUUCCACCACAACAGCCUGGAACCUCCCCUGUUCGUCAAAUGCCGACAUCUCUAGGCGACUCAGUCUGUUUUCGGAGUGGAGAAGUCAAUUCAGCGAUGAGAACGCCGCAUGGUCCCUGAUGAGCGCCUGCGAGAGUGGCUCAACAGUUGGCAUGGCCUGGAUCGGCAACAUCUGCAGCCGCGGAGGGAGAUCCUGGCGAGGCGGAAGCUCUGUCGCGUCUGCCAACGUUGUCAUUCGUACGGCUGCCGAGUGGCAGGUCUUUGCCCAUGAGCUGGCGCACAACUUUGGAGCUUCUCACGACUGUACGUCCGAGACUUGCAGCGGCGAUUCUCCUGUUGAGGGCUGCUGUCCCCUUAGCAGAUCUACUUGUGAUGCUAGUGGUCAGUACAUCAUGAACCCGCGGAGUGGACGGGAGCUGCGUGAAUUCUCACCUUGUACUAUUGGAACCAUCUGCACAGCGAUUGGAGAUGACUUGAUCGAUACGAGCUGUUUGGUGGACGAAGACGAUGCUCCUGACAUCAACGAGAGUCAGUGUGGAAACGGCAUCGUCGAGCCAGGAGAGGCGUGUGACUGCGGUGGUGAGGAGGGAUGCCCAGAAAACUCAUGCUGUAAUCCCUCAACAUGCCAGCUUCAGAGCGGCGCUGCGUGCGAUCCAGCGACAGAUGCCUGCUGUACAGACCAAUGCCAGGUUGCGUCCAGUGGUCAGGUCUGCCGAGAGAGUACAGGUUCUUGUGAUCCUGAGGAGACGUGCGAUGGAGAGUCGAGCCGAUGUCCCGAAGACGAGCGAGAUGACUCUUGCGGCGAUGACAACGGAGGAGGUGGUUCCGGAGGUCGUGGCGGCGGUAGCGGAGGAGGAAGCGGAAGAAGCUGGUUCGACGAGAACAGAACCGUGGUGAUUGCCGUCGCUGCCUCUGUCGGAGGCGUCAUCGUCGCGCUCAUUCUAGGCUGCUUCAUCGCCUCGUGCGUUCGGAAGAGGAGGAGAAGAGUCGGAAACCGGCUACAGAAGAAUAGUCCUUUUGAUGCGAACAACCCCCCGCCUGUCGCUAUGGGAGAAGCACCGGCCAUGCCGCGGAUGGUGCAUCGUUACAUGUAA
This is a messenger RNA of Fusarium keratoplasticum, 2064 nucleotides long. RefSeq lists its product as uncharacterized. Lineage: Eukaryota; Fungi; Ascomycota; Sordariomycetes; Hypocreales; Nectriaceae. The record is from RefSeq and is a predicted model, not a curated record. Gene Ontology annotation, molecular function: metalloendopeptidase activity. The transcript is spliced from 2 exons. Bases 1 to 2064 code for a protein of 687 amino acids. Gene Ontology annotation, biological process: proteolysis.